This is a messenger RNA of Macadamia integrifolia, 1831 nucleotides long. Its product is annotated as wax ester synthase/diacylglycerol acyltransferase 4-like. The record is from RefSeq and is a predicted model, not a curated record. The coding region runs from base 128 to 1555 and encodes 475 amino acids. The transcript has 5 exons. Gene Ontology annotation, molecular function: long-chain-alcohol O-fatty-acyltransferase activity; diacylglycerol O-acyltransferase activity. Lineage: Eukaryota; Viridiplantae; Streptophyta; Magnoliopsida; Proteales; Proteaceae. Gene Ontology annotation, biological process: triglyceride biosynthetic process. Gene Ontology annotation, cellular component: plasma membrane.
CCGUGUUUUUGGUAAAGGUAUCAUCUUCCUCUGAUUAAAACAAAAACGUUUCGUUUAUAAGUUAAGGGAGUCUCAACUUUCAGUUAGGCUCAGGCAGCAUCAAAGGAUUCAAACCAAACAGAAUCAAAUGGAAUUCAAGGGAGAGAGAGCUGAUGGUAUGGAAGAAGUUUAUGAUGAACCAGUGAGCCCAACUGGCCAGUACUUCAACAGUUCAGUGCUCUCCAUCUGCAUCCUUGCCGCUUUGGAGUCUGACAUCCCCAUCGAUACCUCACAGACCAACUUUUUGCUCAACACUCUUUUCAUCCCAAUCAACCCUCGUUUCUCCUCUAUCAUGGUUAAAGACGAGCAUGGUGUGAAACAAUGGAAGAAGGUGGAUGUGAAGCUGGAGGACCACGUUCAUGUCCCUAUCUUUCCAGAUGGGUUAUCACCGGAAUCUUACGAUGACUACUUACAAGAAUAUCUGUCCAAGAUAGCCAUGGAAAGGCUUCCACAAAGCAGACCCUUGUGGGAGAUUCAUUUGAUCAAGUACCCAACAAGUAACGCAGCUGGGACUAUAGUAUUUAAGCUUCAUCAUGCACUGGGUGAUGGCUUUUCACUCAUGGGUGCCUUGUUUUCUUGCUUAAGAAGGGCUGAUAACCCUUCUCUUCCUUUAACUUUUCCUUCAUCAAAGCAGGGCAAGAGUUCUGAUAGCAACAGAGACAGUUUCUUUAAGAAAGUGACUGGGUUUCUCUCAAGGUUCCUCUACACUACCUCUGACUUUGCCUGGAGCAUUCUGAAGAGCAGUUUUGUUGAAGAUGAUCGGACACCAAUCAGAUCUGGCCAUGAGUGGGUGGAGCUCCGGCCUAUCAACAUUUCAACUGUGACUUUCUCUCUGGACCAGAUCAAACAAAUCAAGGACAAGCUUGGUGGGACUAUUAAUGAUGUCAUUACCGGGAUAAUAUUCUACGGAACGCGGCUAUACAUGCAAAUUUCGGGUCCUCAAGAUUCUAUCAAUGCACAUUCCACAGCAUUGGUGCUGCUAAACACUAGGGUAAUCAAUAAUUAUCUAUCACUUAAGGAGAUGAGCAAACCAGAUUCUAAGUCACCAUGGGGGAACCAGUUCGGCUUCUUACAUGUGUCGAUUCCUGAUUUGUCGGCGGAUGUAGAAAUGGCGAACCCUAUUGAUUUCGUCUACAAAGGACGAGAAAUAAUUCAGAGGAAGAGAGGGUCAUUAGCAGUUUAUCUCACUGGCAGACUAUUAGAGAUGAUGAGGAAAUUGAGAGGUCCUGAGACAACAGCUCAGUAUGUCCAUAGAACACUGAAGAACUCAAGCAUGACAAUCUCAAAUAUGAUUGGGCCAAUGGAACAAAUGUCAUUGGCUGAUCAUCCUGCUAGGGGUAUGUACUUCAUGGUGGUUGGAGUACCUCAGAGUCUUACUAUAACAAUGGUGAGUUACAUGGGAAAACUAAAGGUGGCAGUUGGAGUAGAGAAAGACUUCAUAAAUGAAAAAUUGUACAUUUCUUGUUUGGAGAAGGCUUUCACAAGGAUAUUUAAAGCAGCUGUCGUCAGUCCUUGACUUCAUGAAGUUAAAGAGGAGGGGACCCUCAACAAAGUGUUCCAAACCUUUCAAUACUUUGCACCCACAAACCUUCCAUCAGAAUUAUUAAGUGGUUCCACAUCAGGUCACCCUAAGUCCUUUAGUUUCUCUUCAUUGUUGAAUAUGGGUUCUUUGCUUUUUCUUUUGUCCCAUAAUUUAGAAGCAAAUAAAUUAUUGGUUUGUAGCACUCCUAAUGCAAUACCGAAUGAUGUAUGAUUAUAUCUGUCUUGGAAGAGUAGCUACUGAUUUAUCUCA